This is a messenger RNA of Ictalurus furcatus (blue catfish), 7364 nucleotides long. RefSeq names its product KIAA0586 ortholog. Gene Ontology annotation, biological process: smoothened signaling pathway. NCBI's taxonomy places the organism in Eukaryota, Metazoa, Chordata, Actinopteri, Siluriformes, Ictaluridae. The coding region runs from base 713 to 5518 and encodes 1601 amino acids. Gene Ontology annotation, cellular component: ciliary basal body; centriole. The transcript is spliced from 33 exons. The record is from RefSeq and is a predicted model, not a curated record.
CCCUGUCAGCGACGUAAUCCAUAUCGCUAAAAGGAGCCCGAUGUGUGGAAGAUUUGGCUUUCACAAAAUUUGAUAGAAUUGUCUGAUUAUUUGUUAACUAAAACUGGUCCCACAUUGAUAAUAAUCUUAGGGGUGUUAUAAAUUGUUUUUAUUGUAAUGGAGUUCUUACUUCUUAAUUAUGAAUUAAAAUAGUAUACUUGAUAGACUUGAUCAGAUGACAAGAAGGAAAUACUGAUAACAAAAUACUGAUUAUAAGUUAAUGAUUAUAUAGUUAAUAAGACACGACUUUUUAAACAGAUAUAUUUAUUCAAAUCGUAGACCUUGUGCAACGUCGGGAACUAUAGACCUAUGGUAUCUAAACGAACACACUAAACGAACGGGUAAAUACUUUUAUUUUGAAAUUAGAUACAUGAGACAAUCUCUUCCGGUGUCAACUUUGUUGUCAGCAACAGUUGUGGAUUGAUCUGUACGUAUUGUUGAGUUACAGAGAACUUUCCAGUUUCUAGUGCUGUGUGUGCAGUGACAGUGUGCUGUAUACACUUACACACACACACACACACACACACACACACACACACACACACACACACACUUCGGCUUCAUAUUAUAACAUGAACCGUGUUGAGUCUCCCAAAGGACUUCACUGCUCCAGCGGCGCCAAAUUCAAAACUAACGCCAAGAACAGAGCUGUGUACAUGUCGACUGACGGACAAUGGACUUAUGUGCAGUAAAUACCAUUAAUUUGGAUGAGUCCACGUCCAGUUCUGAUGCCGCUGAUGUUUUAAUUCGCUCCACUAACGCAGUUUUUGACCAGAAGAACCCGAGUGAAAAUAUGGAGUCGGAUUUAUCUUGCCACAGAGAUGUUAAUAUUUAUGUGCGGAGACUUUCAGACUCUGUUCAUGGUUCCUGUUUGGCUGAAAGCGGAUAUCUGGAGGAGAUGGUUUCUCCUGUGCUUCCUGUAAACACACAUUCAGCUUCACCCACAGCACCUGAAGACCAACAUCAUACAGCAUCAAAUCCAGUUUUUGGAGUUGCCGGUAGAAGUGAUCUUCCUAGAGCAGGUAAAGAUUCACAAAAAACAUCAGUCAAAACAAGAGACACAGAGCAAGAAGGGAAGGAUGUGUUAAUAUCGACAUACUCUACUCAUGGGAGAGGUGCUGUUGUAGCUGCCCUAAAGCACAGAUCCCACAGUGCACCGCUGAGGCGGGAGGUGAAGGUACAGCUGUUGGAUGCAGGAUGUCCACAAAGCAGUGAACCAAAUCUUCCUAAGGUCCAUCCUAACACUGCUUUAUCAUCAGGGGAUGCAGGAGGUGCUUCGACUUCGGCAGCCAUUACAGCUGCUGCCAUUGCAGCCACGGCUCCUCUCAUCAAGGCCCAGAGUGAUAUGGAGGCUCGUGUGGCUCAGGUGGCAUCUGAGUUGCGGCGACUUCAGGAAGCUGAGGGCAGAGUGAACAACACGUUAGAGGGCAGAUCAGGCAGUGGUGCAGACAGAAUGGUCCAGUUGCAGGAUCAGCUGACUGUGCUGACCCAGCAGAGGCUUCAACAUCUGGAAACGACUCAGGUCCUACAGCUUGAGCUGCAGAACCGUCUCUUGGGCUCUGCUCUGGAUGCUGUAACAGCACGUACCAUCCCACCCUCACAAUCCACACUUCAUACAGACUCAGGUGUAACCCUGCCAGAGUCUGUACACAGGCCAGGGUUUAGCAGGCUUCAUGUUGUGGAAAAUGCUGCUACCAGAAAUUCAGGCCCUACAGUUGCCCAUGAGCAAAGCAGGGAGACUCGGAGAGGAGGUGGGAAAAGUCCGCUAGAGAUGCCGGCACCACGUAAUGUCAUCCCCAAACCCACCCACUGGAAUCGUGCAGCCUACAGCAAACAGGACAGGACACACAAACCUGCACAGACAAAACACAGAAAUGGCAGGCUGCAGGAACAGAUCUCUAACAACCAGAAAUCUACAAGACACCCAGCACAGUCUGAUGGAGUAAGGCAAGUUGCCAUAGCAACAAUCAAUGACAGCCAACCAGAGCAUUCAAGAGAGAACCCAGGAGAAACAUCCAUCUUUCGCACUGGAAUGGUUGAACCAGAGAGGCCAGCUGGUGCACUGACCAAGCUUAUGAGCACAAACGAGAGGCAAGAAAGCCUGGAGGGAGUGCCUACUUUAAUCCAUGCAGCUCCAAGCAGCUCCAGCUGCGCUGUGCAACAGGCCAAUGCAAUGCUACAGGAUCUGAGCAGACUCAAAGACGAGAUGAGAAACAUAAUCCAGAAUGCUGAUGCAUUUCCUGUGAAGCUUGCCGAGCCAAGCCACCCUGCACCCCACGCCCUGCCCUCUUCUCCACCCCAGCCCCCACCCCCAGUCUCCAUGGAGAAUCCUAGAGACUGUAAUGGACUUGAAUCGAAGUACAGGCGCCGAAAUUUGGAGCCAUCAGAGCAGGAUGAUGAGGUCACCCCUAAGGCUAUUCCUCUGUUUCGACCCAGCCAGCUAGAGAAUAGCCAUCCACCUGUUUCCAUGUUUGAGGAUGCGGAGUGUGUCCUGAGGCAGGUCAGACAAAGCCGGAAGGUUUUAGAGGAGAAUCUGCAAACAAUUUUGAGAGCCAAGGAUGGAGAGGUGCUUCAUACACAACUAGAAGCACUGUCAAACAACAGGGAUGCCAGCGAGGAGCUGAGAAUAAAAAAGACCGUUGAUGCCUGGAUCAAUACACUGGGCAAGGAGAUUAAGGAUGAGCUAGCACAACAUGGAUCUGUUGUUCAGAUGAAGGCUGUAGAGAGAGAUAGUGUGGCAGCAGGCGGAUCAGCGCAGCAGGAUCAGAGCAGCAGGAGCAGGAGCACAGCUGGGAAAGAGCCUGGAAGACUGGGGAGAGAGCGGAAAGGAGCCACUGCAGCGGCGAGGAGAGAAACCUCUCACAGAGACUCCAAUAGACCACAGGCAGCAAGCACACAGGCUUCCAGCCAAGAGUUUGCCUCAUCUUUCAGAAACAGCACCGAGCAGCACCCACAGGCGUCAAUGGUGCCGAAGUCUGCAGGUGAUGAAGCUUACCUAACAAAGGUGUACGGGAAAGCCUUGUAUGAGGGACAUCGACGCACAAUAAAGAAAGGCCCCUACCUGCGUUUCAGCUCUCCCACACCAAAAUCCAAGGUGCAGCGUCCUAAAAUGGUAGAGACUGUUAAAGGUGUGAAGAUGAAGACCUGCAAGACCCAGACCAGCAUUUCUGGAGCUUGUGGUGCAUCUCUCCUGCAGCCUGUGACCUCUGAGCCCCAGUACCUGUUCCGUCCUUGCAGCCCCAUCCAGGAGCAGCAGCCUGGCUCCCUGUUAAAAGGCUACCUCAUGCCCAUGGCCGUCCCUCUGGGCAAGCCCAGAGUUGAUGGCCAGGCUGCUUUGCCUUCACGGGUCAUCAUUUGUGACAAGCCUGCAACUGUGAUAACCUCCAUCCCUCCUGCCCCCAAAGUGGCUCCUCUUAUCCGUAAGCCCAACACACUGCUGCUGGAAGUUCAGUCUGAACCCAAGAAACCUGCUCCACACCUCCAAAUACAGGUUCAGCCCAGUGUAAACAUUGAGAGUGUAUCAGCCGUGAGCUGCACACCCUCUCCUUCACCUCCUCCUCUUCUCCAUCCUCCAUCCUUUCAGACUGGAGCAGACGCCCAAUCUGAGGAGAACGAUGGUUUUCCCCGAACCAACUUCUUGGAGGAGGCACACAACAGCCAGGAGACUGAGAUGGAGGAAGAAUUUCCUGAUUCUCCUAUAGAGUUGCAUGGACUGCCCUGUCCUCCAGUUGCUCUGUACCAUGGUCCGACUUUCCCAACACAGCCGAGCCAGCCUAGUCCCCUCACCCAGCCCGUACUCGUGUCCAUCCAGCACAGAGAGACCCUGGAGAACAGACUUGUGGAUUGGGUGGAGCAGCAGCUGAUGGCAAGGAUGAUCAGUGGAAUGUUCCCUCAGCCAGUCCAUACAGACCCAGCCACCCAAUCAGAGACAGAGGCCAGUGUCACCUCAGACAUCACAGUGGAGACAGUGGGAGGAGUGCAGCUGGUUGUGGACGCUGGCAUGCCAGUGGACUCAGAGCUCAUCCGGCAGUAUGUGAAUGAGGUGCUGGCUGACAUAAUCGCCCUAACAUUGGGCCAGAGAGAGGGCCAGAGAGAGCAUCCUGCUCCAGCUUCAACACCGGAUACACAUAUUCAGCAGGAGAGAGCAGUACCGACACCAGUUCCCACUCCUGAGCCCAGUGUGAAAGAGAAUCCUCCAGCACUGAGGGAGGUGCCGUCUCCAAUCAGCACUCCAGAUCUCUCAGAGCAUCCUUCCCCUUCUCAAUCACCCAGAGAUUCCCAGCAUGCACAGCCUCAGCAGCCAGUUUUACCAGAAAAGGAUCCAGUGGAAACACCUAUAUGCACGCCAGUUUCAUCCCCCAGAAGGAUAACGACGCCAGAACCAGCAAACCUGCACAACCAUCCAUGGGGAUAUGCAGAACUUCCUCUUACAGAGGAGAAACCACACAGUGAGGGAGAGGAGCAGCAACCACUACCAGUCAGUGUACUGUCAGUAGCCCAUGAGGAGGAGGAAGAGGCAAUCAUGCAUCCAUUCUCUCCAGUUCCUCCCAAACCACAGAAUCCUCCAACUGUUGUAGUAGAGCAUACUGAACCUGCUCCUCCUGAGUCUCCGUCUGUGAAGGAGAACAGCUCACACUCCAGCACCUCCAUCACAGAGACUGAUACAGAGACUGCAGCUAGACACAUCUCUGAGGGAGAGAUGCUCCGCAGCUGCGGCCAGAUGGCUGCAGUCAGAGCUUUAGCAGAGGAGGGCUUCACUUUGCAGAACCUAAUGACAAGCUUCAACAGCUCACUGCAUGGAGUCCAAGAUAUGGAAUAUGAUCCUCCAAGUGAGGGUGAGGUGAUGAGAAGGCCACUUGUUUCUGCUCACCAUGACCCAAUCUUGUCACUGCUGGCCCGGAUGGAGCAGGGUCCAGUCAUCCAACCACAGCAGCAACCGGAGAGCUGGUGGGAUGAGGAGAGCAGUGGGGAGGUGAGCGAAGGGCAACGGCUAGUUCUGACUGAAGCACAGGAGAGAGUGGUGAUUGGACACUCUCUUAUCCCGCAGCAUCAGUCUAUCCAGCCCUCUGCAGAGCAGUCACCCCACGCUACCCUGAGUUCACCUGGGCAAGCACAAACUCAGCACAUAGGUGAAAAAGGUGCAGUAGCUAAGAAUGGCGGAGUGUCAGUUAACAUCUCCCUAUCAGCAGAGCACACAGAGUCUCCACAUGUCCUUCACUCAUUUACUGCAUCUUCCCUUCAGCCAGGAGACUACACACCUCAACAGGCUGUUGAGAUUCGACCGUUAGUACACAGACCGACUCCAAUACUGGUGAAGCAAUAUAAAAGCACAGAGGAGCCAGGAGCUGAAAAUGCUCAACGAGCAGGAGGAGGCCUGGAGCUAAUGUCAGCUCAGCUGCUGUCUGACCAAUGGGACAGUCAGUCUCCCACUAUCAGCACUGUAGAAGGCGAUUCAGACUCAUUCAGCGAAGUGUUCUAGCACCUGUGGAUCUUUCCCUAUGUCUCAUCUCCGGUUGGUCUCCGUGUGCAGGAGCUGGGGAAAUCUCUAUCAGACUGAAUGGCGCUGUGUGACCACUGUGAAGUAUUUAUCACUGUGCCUUGUGAAAGGAUAAAAUUAUAUUUCUUGUGUUAGUGUGAGAGUGUUUUGCUUAAUGUUUUUGGCACCACAUUUUCCAUAACAAGAUCUGCCUGGACAUAUGAUCCUGUGCCAUUCAGGUGGUUUUAAUUGUGUGAAAAGGAAAUGUGUGUAUUGUUAGUCAAACAUGAUUUUGCACUUUCAAACCAAUAAAUAUUUUAUCACUAAACAUCACUGUUUUUUUUUUUUUUUUUUUGUUCUUUUUUUAAAUAUCUGUUUCAUUGACAUUUUGAUUUUUUUUUUCCAUCCACAUUGACCCUUAAUUUAAUGUCAUUGCGAUUUCCAGAAAUGGUUAUAUCAGGUCAAGAGUUUGUGUUGGCUCUCAAACACAUGGCUACGUGGCAUGUACCCUGCUGUGGUAAUGGCCGUGCAGAACAUUAAAUUACAUGACUGGGUUUCACCUCAUUACUGCCAGGCUAUUAUUCCUCUAGAGAAUGCAGUACAGUUUAUCAGAUGUUGCUUUGCAGCCUACUGCAGUGAUGAUGCCAGUCUAAUGAGCAUCCUGUUUAUUUUCCAGCAGUUCAGCCAAGAUAAAGAAGGCCUCAAGUCUUCACCAGCAAAUUGAAUAACAAUGUUGGCAGUUAAGGCAAUAAUGAGUGGAGUUUCUCACUUAAGGUGUGAACAUUUACAUAUAGAAACAUAAGCAGCCAGUGUGAGAAAAGCUUUGUAUCUGACCAUAAUGUAAAUUUUUAUAUAUAAUUUCAAGACAUUCUACAACCUAUAAAGCAUAUUUCUCAUACUGAAGAUAGCUUUAAGUACAUUAUGAAUGCGCUUUUUCCUGCUUAUUCCAGAUUUUAUCAAGAAAACUGGUGAUAUGGGUUAUGGCGAUAAACUUCUGUGGUCUAUACUAACCCUGCAGGAAUGAAGUUUUUUGUUUGUUUGUUUGUUUGUUUUACAGUUCUCCAGCCUCUUGUCUGAUAAAAGGAGAGGAUCUAGUGAGAGAGGAAGUGACAGGUUUGGAUGUGAUACAUGUGGUAAAGUGAGACUGACCAGCACUCCACAUACCACAACAAAAUUGCUUAGUGUCAGCAUGCUUUAUUUUAAAUAAAUCUAUUGUAUAAAAUGUGGUUGUGGUGCUGAUGUCUUUCUCAUUUUUAACAUACAUAGACAGAUAUUCUCUAUGAUGCUAAGCAGCUGUUGCUCUGAUAUAACUUCUAUGUAUAAAAUCUAUCUAAUUGGUAUUUUCUGUGUCUCUUAUUCUGCUCAUACACUGUUUAAUUUAAAGUAUUAUUAAUAGUUUUUUCAAAGAGCUGGCUAUGUGUUGAGCACUGCAUUAAAGCCAAAAUAUUGACGGAUCAGCCCGCUAUUGAAAACCCAGCCUUGAUCUGUUUGAUUUGAUUAUAAUGAGCAAGCGGUGAUUGAGAGGGCCGGAUCAAGUUGGUCUACAGAAGAGAAGGGAGCCACUUUUAAAAACCCCAGUGCUGGCCUGAUAUCACACACACGCUCUUAAAUGUUUUCUAAAGACUAGGUUAUGAGCCAAGAGUGCAGUCAGUUCAUAUCCUCCCCUCCUCCUAUAGCUUUCUUAAAAAAAAAAAAAAAAAAAAACCCUUUCAGUUCCAGUUAGCCAGCUGUUUAUCAAAGCCAGAUGUGUCAGGCAGGAAGCUGGCGGAAAUCGAGCGUGACAUUGACCACUCUUCUCUUGCACGAUGGAACACUGGGAAGACACCAAAAAAAAAAGACUUCACCUCUC